This is a messenger RNA of Hirsutella rhossiliensis, 1455 nucleotides long. RefSeq names its product glutamine synthetase, catalytic domain-containing protein. Bases 1 to 1455 code for a protein of 484 amino acids. The record is from RefSeq and is a predicted model, not a curated record. Lineage: Eukaryota; Fungi; Ascomycota; Sordariomycetes; Hypocreales; Ophiocordycipitaceae. The transcript is spliced from 3 exons. Gene Ontology annotation, molecular function: glutamine synthetase activity.
AUGGCGCCGCCCGCCGAAGACAUCACCGUCGACGCCCUCCCCCGCCUCCUCGAGCACGACUCGCGCGUCAAGCUCGCCGGCAUCGACGUCGACGGCAUCCUGCGCGGCAAAAUCGUGUCCAAGAAAAAGUUCCUCUCCGUCGCCCAGGCCGGCUUCGGCUUCUGCUCCGUCAUCUUUGGCUGGGACAUGCACGACCAGACCUACAUGCGCGAGCUCAACGUGUCCAACGCCGCCAACGGCUACCGCGACAUGCUCGCCAUCCCGGACCUCGCCACCUUUCGUCGCAUCCCCUGGGAGGCAAACGUGCCCUUUUUCCUCGUCAGCUUCUUCGACCCCGUCUCCCGCGAGCCCAUUGCCGCCUGCCCCCGCGGCCUGCUCAAGUCCCAGACCGACCGCUUACAGGCCAGCGGCUUUCGCGCCAUGGCCGGAGCCGAGUACGAGUUCUACACCUUCCGCACCCCAGACUCCUCCUCGUCGUCCUCCUCCGACUCUCCAGCCGCCUUCCUCCAGCAGAACCCGCCCCAUCUGCUCCCCUCGCUGACCGAGGGCAUGUUUGGCUACUCGCUCACCCGCCCCGUCCAUAACAAGGACUGGUACUACGACGUCUACGACACAUGCUCCAGCUUCGCUUGCGAUAUCGAGGGCUGGCACACCGAGUCGGGUCCCGGCGUCUUCGAGGCCGCCCUCGAGUUCAACGAGGUAGCCGCCAUGGCCGACCGCGCCAGUCUCUUCAAGUACGUCGUCAAGAGCGUCGGCGCCACCCACGGCGUCACCCCCUGUUUCAUGGCAAAGCCCAAGGAAGGCCUGCCUGGCAACAGCGGCCACAUGCACAUCUCCAUUGUCGACAAGGACGGCAACAACUUGCUGGCCCGCGACGGACUCGACGCCGACGCGCAGUACAAGGACAUCGCCGGCCUGUCGGACCUCGGCCGCCAUUUCCUCGCCGGCCUGCUCGAGGGCCUGCCCGACAUCAUGCCCAUCCUCGCGCCCACAAUCAACUCGUACAAGCGCCUCGUCGAAAACUUCUGGGCCCCCGUCACCGUCUCGUGGGGCUUUGAGCACCGCGCCGCCUCGAUCCGCAUCAUCUCCCCGCCCACGUCAAAGGUGAGCGCCACGCGCCUCGAGGUCCGCGUCCCCGGCGCAGACUCCAACCCGCACUUUGUCCUCGCCGCCAUCCUCGGCUGCGGCUGGCGCGGCGUCGAGAAGAAGCUCGCCAUCCCCUGCCCGCCCCUCGCCAUGGGCCAAGACGUCGGCGGCGACGCCGACCGCGGCGAGCGCCUCGCAAAGUCCCUCAAGGAGGCCACUGAGCGCUUCAUACGCAAGGGAAGCAUCGCCCGCGAGGUCUUUGGCGACGACUUUGUCGAACACUUUGGCGGGACGCGCGAGAAUGAAGUGAGGCUGUUUGACGAGGCCGUGACAGACUGGGAGAUGAAACGCUACAUCGAGACCGUUUGA